UCUUCUCGCUUCCAAGCAGCCGAAAAGCUUACGGAAUCUUACCAAAGUCCUCUCUUGGUUCCAAGUGCAGUCCAGUCACUACUCGCAUCUCAAGAGCAUUAAAGAUGAGCAGCAGUCCGGAUCGCAGACCCAUCUUCGUGGCAACCCAUCCUCGGGCUUGCUCCACGGCCUUCGAACGGGUGUUUAUGACCCGCCCAGACGCCCUGAGUUGUGUGCACGAACCCUUUGGUGAUGCCUUCUACUAUGGCCCCGAACGCAUGAGCACGCGCUACGACCAUGACGAGGCCGCAAGAGAGAAGAGCGGGUAUGCGGGAGUCAGGUACGACGAUGUCAUGGGCAGAAUCUUGAAGGAGAUGUUGGAGAACGACAAGACCCGUGUCUUUAUCAAAGACAUGGCCUACUACAUCGUGCCUCCCAGCGGCGACCGUCCUUUAGGCCCGGCGCGCUCGCUCGAUCGCCACCCCAACCCGGUAGCGGACAGCAACCCAACUAUCAUUCCCACCUCCCUUCUUAUGCUCUUCCACUGGACAUUCCUGAUUCGCCACCCACGAAAGGCCAUCCCGAGCUACUACCGCUGCACCAUUCCACCGUUGAACAAAAAGACGGGAUUUGACGAGUUCAUGCCCAGCGAGGCAGGCUACGUCGAGCUCCGCAGGCUCUUCGAAUUCUUGCAUGCCAACGGAAUCAUUGCCGAGGAAAGCAAGUACGAUUCCGAGGAGACGCGUAAGUCGAGGGGCACGAUGUUUGGACAGAUGAACGAAGACAGUGUGUCGGCAUGGAGCGGUCCCGGUAGAGACGAACGACUGGAGCAAGGCCCCGCACUCAGCAGGCAGCUGGAAAACAUACCAGGUCCCGUGAAGAUCACGGUCGUUGACGCAGAUGACCUGCUCGACGACCCGGAGGGCACGCUAAGAGCUUACUGUGAGGCCAUCGGCGUGGACUUUGACCCCAAGAUGCUCAAGUGGGAUGACGAUGAGAGCCAGAGGACAGCUAAAGAGGCGUUUGAGAAGUGGAACGGGUUUCAUGAUGAUGCGAUUGGGAGUACCGAGCUGACACCGCGGUCGCAUAAGGCUAAGACAUCGACUAGAGAGGAAGAGGACAAGGAAUGGAAGGAAAAAUACGGGGAGGAGGGACAGAAGAUAAUCAGGGAGACGGUCGACAAGAAUGUGGCCGAAUAUGAGUAUCUCAAGAAGUUCGCUUUGAAGCCGAAAAAGAUGGAGUAGGAGAACGAAACGGUUGUAUGAUAAGACCCAAGUUUUGGGUCUUGUUCAGGUCAUGCUGGAGUUGUUAUCAUCAACAUUGAGGGCCCCAACAUCAAUAUUGGCAGAAGCAAUGAAUAUCCGAGGGAUCGCUUGCAAACAUUUGGUUUUUGUAUCGAGAGCAUCAAAAUAUAGAGGGAACGGCAUUAUAGAAGGGUGUCUCAUCAAUUCAAUGUGUACUGUGCAAAGA
Neurospora tetrasperma FGSC 2508 is the source of this 1449-nucleotide messenger RNA. RefSeq lists its product as uncharacterized. Bases 105 to 1223 code for a protein of 372 amino acids. The record is from RefSeq and is a predicted model, not a curated record. The transcript is spliced from 4 exons. NCBI's taxonomy places the organism in Eukaryota, Fungi, Ascomycota, Sordariomycetes, Sordariales, Sordariaceae.